UCGAACCCAGGACCUUCUUGCUGCGACGGAGGAGGCAUCCCUGCGAGUGCUCGAGGAUUUGAUGACUGAAUUCUUCCACAGCUGCACCACCAAUGAACGCAAGAGGGAGAUCGAGGAAUUGCUAAACAGUUUUGCUGCACAGCCAGGGUCAUGGAGACACUGCUUAUACUUCCUGUCCAACAGCAGGAAUGAGUAUGUCAUGAUGUUCAGCCUCACUGUGUUUGAGAACCUGGUCAAUAAGAUGUGGGUGGGCGUGGCCAGCGAGGACAAGGUGGAGCUUCGCAGCUGCCUGCCCAAGCUGUUACUGUCCCAACAUGCAUUGCUGCCAUUCUUCAUCAGGAAUAAACUGUGUAAAGUAAUAGUGGACAUCGGACGACAAGAUUGGCCAAUGUUCUACCACGACUUCUUCAGCAAUACUCUGCAGCUCGUGCAGUCCCCUGCGUUAGCUCCUUUGGGCUUGGUGUUGUUGAAGAUGACGUCUGAGGAGCUGGUGUGUCCACGGGAAGACCUGAGUGUUGCCAGGAAAGAAGAGCUCAGAAAACUCCUAUUGGAGCAGAUUCCCACUGUAUUGAACCUGCUGACUCGUAUUCUGGAGACAGUGUGGGAUAAACACAGCGUCACGGUUACCACUCCACCUCCAUCUCCAACAUCUCGAGAGAAUGGUGAGUUUGUGCUUCAGUGCUCUGUGUGAAGUCCUUCCUCUACUUUAUUAAAUGACCCCGUGCUGUUGGAUGCUGACAGUGCUGCGCUCUGCUGUCUGGUGCUGGAGUGUCUGGCUCAUCUCUUCAGUUGGAUUCCUCUGUCCUCCUCCAUCACUCCAUCUCUCCUCGCAUCCAUCUUCCACUUCGCUCGCUUCGGCUGCCAGCUGCCCGUCAAAGCCAAGCCCCUCCCCAACUCAAACAGAGACUCUCUUCCCAGUACCCUCCUGCCCAAUGGCAGCGCUGGUCAGGAGCGCUCGGGGCAACCGAUUGGUCAGGUGGAUCGCGCUCGAUUGGGAGUUUUGGCGAUGAACUGCAUCAAUGAGCUGAUGUGUAAAAACUGUGUUCCCCUCGACUUUGAGGAAUUCCUGCUCCGCAUGUUCCAGCAAACAUUCUACCUGCUUCAGAAGCUCACACACACCAACAUGCACACACACAACAUACACACACACACACACACCGUCAAGAACCGACUGCAGGAAUUAGAUGAGAGCUACGUAGAGAAGUUUACAGAUUUUUUGAGGUUGUUUGUUAGUGUCCACCUGAGACGAAUUGAAUCCAACGAUCAGUUUCCACUGGUGGAAUUUUUAGCUCUUCUCUUCAAAUACACCUUUAACCAGCCAACUCAUGAGGGCUACCUGGCCUGCCUGGACAUCUGGAACAUAUUCCUGGAUUACCUGACGACCAAGAUUAAGAGUCGCCUGGCCGACAGAGAUAGUGUCUUAAACAGGUAUAAAGAUGCGUUGGUGCUGUUGCUCAGGGAGGUGUUGAACAGAAUCCAGUUCAGAUUAAAUCAGAGUCAACUGGAAGAGCUGGAUGAUGAGACACUGGAUGAUGACCAACAGACAGAGUGGCAGCGAUACCUUCGUCAGAGUCUCGAGGUGGUUGCCAAGGUGAUGGAGCUGCUCCCGUCUGAAACAUUCUCCAUUUUGUUUCCUGUUCUACAAGAAGACUUGGAUGUGUACUUGGGUCUGCAACAGUUUACUGUUACGACAGGAACUAGUCGUAGGUUAAACAUCACUGCAGAGGCAGACUGUAGGAGACUUCACUGUGCCCUGAGGGACCUGAGCUCUCUGCUACAGGCUGUCGGUCGCCUGGCGGAGUUUUUCACAGGGGAAGUUUUCACGGCUCGAUUUACAGAUGCCUUGGCUAUAGUACAGAGGUUGGUUGAGGUCACAUGCUAUGGCUCCCAGAUCAGCCUGUAUGAUGUAGAAAUGGCUGUACCUUCUGUUCUCAAACCGGACCUCAUCGAUGUACAUGCCCAGUCCCUGGCUGCGUUGCAAGCGUAUUCUCAUUGGCUGGCUCAAUUCUGCAAUGAAGUACAACGUCAGCAAGACCAAACACGAUUUGUCAGCCUGGUCACAUCCAGCAUGGCAGCGACCACACCCCUGAUCAGUGCCAAGGUCCCAGAGAAGCUGCUUUUGUCAGCGUGUCAUCUCCUAGUCUCCAUGGCAACCACAGUGCGUCCAGUGUUUCUGGUCUCUCUACCGGCGGUGCAAAAUCUUUUUAACCUGAUCACAGAGAAUCACAACCACUCCUUGCCUCAGGAGGGACGUGUGUUGCUAUGCAGAGCUCUGUCAAACAUGAUGUUGUUGCCAUGGCCCAACCUACCAGAGGCAGAGCAACAGUGGCCCAGUCGUUCAGCCAAUCACGCACGACUCAUCAGCACACUUACACAGCAGUACCGCCUCCUGCCACGCCCACCGGCACCCCACCCUAACAGUAAAGCAGUGAUUCAGGACACUCUGCGUGUGCUGACAGACCUGGUGGACAGCAUCUCAGGUGAAGCUACUAAAUCUCGUCAGAUCUGCUACCAGAGUCUACAGGAGUCAGUGCAGGUCACCCUAGCACUGUUUCCUUUGUUCAUUGCUCAGUCAGACAUAACUGAUGAGAUGCUGAGUUUUUUCCUGACGCUUUUCCAGGCUUUACGUGUUCAGAUGGGCGUGGCCUUCACAGAGCAGAUCAUACAGACCUUUCUCAGCAUGUUCACCAGGGAACAGCUAGCCAUAAGCAUCCUGCAGGAGGGCAGUGCUGGGUCAAAAGUCGUUCAGAAGUUCUUGAAGAUUCUGCAGGUGGUUGUUCAGGAGCCUGGGCAGGCCUUCAAACCUCUCUUACCCAGUAUUAUCAGCCUGUGCAUGGAACAAGUCUACCCCAUUAUCGCAGAGCGCUCAAGUCCAGACGUGAAGGCAGAAGUGUUUGAGCUGCUGUUCCAGAUUCUGCAUCAUAACUGGAGAUUUUUCUUUAAGAGUUCAGUUCUUAGCAGUGUGCACAGAACCGCAGCGGAGGAGCAUAUGGAGAACCAGGCCCACUUUGCUGCUGCCAUGCAGGCAUUUGGCCAAUCAUUCCUGCAGCCUGAUAUCCACAUCUUCAAACAGAACCUUAGUUAUCUGGAAAUCCUCAACACCAAACACAAACUGUAUCACAAGAAGCUGUUCCGGAGUUCUAUGCUGUUUCAUUUCAUAAACGUUCUGCUUCAAGUUCUGCUGCACAAAGGUCAUGACCUCUUGCAGGACGACAUCACCCUUGCCCUCUACAACAUGGCCGCUGUUGAUUUUUCAGCGUUCUACUCCUCUUUCCUUCCCGAGUUCCUCAAUGGCUGUCAGGGCCUCGAUUCCCACCAACGGACGACACUCGCACGCAACUUCACCCCAGAGAGGGACCUGCCAUCAUUCUGUCAGGGAAUUUAUCGCCUUGUGAACGACUUGCGUUUUUAUAGACUGUGUAAUGGCAGCCUGCCGCAGGGGACACUGAAACUAUAGCAACGGGGACUGCCCACCACACCAGGAGCCAAUCCUCAGUCAGCGAGGACAAAGGCUGCUUUUUCUAUGAUCACAUCAUGCCCCCUAGCUGGGCUCUAGCCUAUGACCUCUCUAUGGAGGCGUGUCUCUUGGGCCCUCUCUUUGUGGGUUUGUUGUGACUGGUGGAGAGUCAUACAUGGCCAAAAUGAACUGAGGCACUUGGAGCUUCUCUGAAGUGACUUCACUGGUUUAGAUGGUCUGGUGUUGUUCAGAGUGGUGGUUUAAAUGGACUGAUAUGUGUCAGAGUACUAGUGUGACUGGUUUUAAUAGAUUUGCAAAUAUCAAAGCGCUGGAUUUUUUUCUCUUUUUCUCUGAUUUUGGCGCCCUCAUCUCCAUGGA
Molecule: messenger RNA, 3835 nt
Organism: Chanos chanos (milkfish)
Lineage: Eukaryota; Metazoa; Chordata; Actinopteri; Gonorynchiformes; Chanidae
Gene: xpo6
Product: exportin 6
Exons: 25
Biological process (GO): protein export from nucleus
Molecular function (GO): nuclear export signal receptor activity; small GTPase binding
Source: RefSeq, a predicted model, not a curated record